Messenger RNA from Patella vulgata (common limpet), 1432 nucleotides. Its product is annotated as exosome complex component RRP45. The transcript has 14 exons. NCBI's taxonomy places the organism in Eukaryota, Metazoa, Mollusca, Gastropoda, Patellidae. Bases 71 to 1369 code for a protein of 432 amino acids. Gene Ontology annotation, biological process: nuclear mRNA surveillance; nuclear polyadenylation-dependent mRNA catabolic process; U1 snRNA 3'-end processing. Gene Ontology annotation, cellular component: cytoplasmic exosome (RNase complex); nuclear exosome (RNase complex). The record is from RefSeq and is a predicted model, not a curated record.
UCUUUGCCAAAACAAAAUGAAAGCGCACGUGUGACUGUUUAUUAUUAUCAGAGAUUGAUUGAAGUAUAAAAUGCGCGAAACACCGCUUUCUACAUGUGAAAGAGAUUUUAUUCUCAGUGUUAUAGCCGAUAGGAAAAGAAUAGAUGGAAGACAGACAUAUGAUUACAGAAAAAUAAAAAUAGUAUUUGGAAUUGACAGAGGAUGUUGCAGCGUUGAAUUGGGAAAAACAAGGGUCUUAGCACAAGUAUCAUGUGAAGUAACAGAACCUCAACAGACCAGACCUACCGAUGGUAUUUUGUUUAUGAAUGUAGAGUUGUCUCCCAUGGCAUGUCCAAGUUUUGAAUCUGGCAGAUUAAGUGAUGAAGGUGUAGAAUUAAACCGUUUGUUAGAAAGAUGUAUUAAAGAAUCACGUUGUUUAGAUACAGAAUCACUGUGUAUUGUAGCUGGACAAAAGGUUUGGACAAUAAGAAUAGAUAUACAUGUGCUGAAUCAAGAAGGAAAUAUAUUGGACUGUGCCAGUAUAGCAGCCAUUACAGCUUUAGUUCAUUUUAGACGUCCUGAUGUAACGGUAUCGGGUGAGGAUGUUACAAUUCAUGAUUUAGAUGAUAGAGAUCCAGUACCUUUAAGUGUGCAUCAUAUGCCUAUUUGUGUUUCAUUUGCCUUUUUUGACCAAGGAAAAUUUUUAUUAGUUGAUCCAGAAAAUGGAGAAGAGAAAGUAAUGGAUGGUAAGAUGGUAAUAGGAAUGAAUAAACAUAGAGAAAUAUGUACAUUACAGAUAACUGGUGAUAUGUUAUUACUUAAAGAACAGGUAUUAAGAUGUUCUAAUAUAGCAGUGGUUAAAGUACAGGAAAUAUCUGAAUUAAUACAAACAGCUCUAGAGAAUGAUAAAACAGCUAGAUCAGAAGGUAGAAAGUAUGGUUUUGCUGAAUCUAUAGAAAGAGAACAAGUAACAACACAUCAUACUGAUAUAACUAAUGUAGACAUGGAAGACAUCACACAAACUAAAGAUGAAACAAUGGUUGAAGAAGACAACCAGGAACAAGAAAAUUCGGAAGAAAAUAAAGUAACCAUUCUAGAGAAAGGAACAGGUAUUGUAGGUGAAGGAGGCCGUAAUUCCUGGUUGAUCAGUGAUGAUGAUGAAGAUGUUAAGAUAGAACCAUCCAUACCUAACAAAUCAAAAAAACACAAACAAAAGGAAAAGAAAGAAGCUUAUUCAUUUGGUGAUGACAGUGAGGAAGAAGAAACAGUUGUUUUAGAUGAAUCAGAUUUACAUAUGAUUAAAAAAGUACCUGGUAGUUCAGAUAGUGUAGAUUUACAAUCAUUAAAACCUUCUAAAUCUACACCGGGUAAAAAGAAGAAGAAAAGAUAGCUACAUAAAAUUUAACAGAUUUGUAUUUUGUAAAUAAUAAUAAAACAAAUAUUAAAAAGGAAA